AUGUCAUCGACCGGAGCAGCAGUGACAAGGAGCAAGGAUGGAGUGCCUCAAUGGUCGGGCGAAGCAUCUUCGUUCACCGAGUAUGAGGAGCAGUGUCUGUUGUACGAGCAGAGUGUACCGUACCAUAAACGGUACAUGGUUGGUCCCCGACUUAUCGGGGAGCUCCAGGGGCCAGCAAAGAGGUUGGUUCUGGGAAAACGCCCAGAUUGGGUCAGCUAUGCCGGGGGGGUGACCGAGCUGCUGAACACUCUGCGUGCGAGCCUGGGACCGCCACAGGUUUCGGAGUUGGCCGACUACUUGACGAAGUACUUCAGACAGACAAGGAGGAAGGCACAUGAGACUAUGUCAGACUACAUCACCAGGAAGUGCGAGGUGUACCUGAGGGCUCAACAAGCCCUCCGACGAGUGAUGCCCCAGCAUGUCAAGGUGAGCCAGUCUGGUGGCGCCGCCUGGGGAGCCCCAGGCGACACAUGGAGCCGACGGGUCAGUGUGGACUCAGGCACCAGCCAAUCUGCGAGCAGAUCGGCGGCACCCGUGGCGGAGAAUGACGAGGAGGACGAACCGAGAGCAAAUGAAGACGAACAGUCGGAAGCCAGAGAUGAGUGGUCAUCAUGGAGCUGGCACGGCUGGGGUGGCGGAUGGUCAUGGUCAGGCUAUGGCUGGGGCUCCGAGCGCUCCUGGCAGCCCAGCCACCAAUGGGGUGCCAGUUCCACCACCGGAAGUGGACGAGAGGCCACCACGACCACCGUUGCCGAGAUCCUCCCGGACUUCAUCCAAGGAUGGUUUCUUCUGUUUGACAGUGGGCUCAGCUCGACAGAAAGGAACAUGAUUCACACCGCGGUGCACGGCAACUACGCACUUCAGAACAUUGCCCGAGAGUUGCGGGCACAGUGGGAUGAACACAAUCUACGCCAACGAGAUGGACACCGAGUUCAGGCGGGCUACCUCGGGGAGAUUGACUACGACGAUGAGGACGAAACGGAAGUGGACUUCCAGGCGGGCUACCAAGUGGAGGACUUGACCGAGGAGGGGCAGGCGUUGGUGGCUGAGGCAGAGGCCUCAGCCCAAGAGGCUCUGGCCACCAUGCAGCAUGCGAAGAGGACAUUGAAGGAAGCGCGUGCCAAACAGCAUCAGAUCAAGCUGUCCAGGCAAUACUUCAAGCCGUCCAGUGGCAACUUUCGUCCCGGUGGAGCCCGGUCCUCGACAUCGUCUACACCAGGAGCCCGAACUUGGACCCCCAAUGAUGCCAACAUGCAGUGCUUGAAGUGCGGGAAGAUUGGACACAGGGCAGCGAACUGCCCACAGCCCACCAAUCAAGCACAACAUGCCGAAGACCAGGUGGAAGCCGCCCCCUUCAUCUGCUACACCGAGGAUCGCGAGGAGCCGGUGGAGUUCGCCCUCUCGGCCCAGAAUGUGACUGCCGAGGACCCGCCCACCACCUAUGAGGCCAUGCGGCGUGGUUGGUGCGUCGUAGAUGGCGGAGCAACCAAAACACUAGGAAGUGUGCAGGCAGUACAAAGUGUCUUGGAUUGCAAUCGCGCAGGUGGAGGCCCAACCCGGUUGUUGGGCGUCGACACCAGUCGGCAGCCCGUCUUCUCAUUCGGGAAUUCCUCGGAGAACAGAUGCGUCUCCACGGUGGAGAUCGGCGUGAAGGCCGGGGACAAGGAUGGGAAGUUGACGGUCCACGCGCUGGACCAAGGAUCGGGGCCAAUUCUUCUGAGUGUGGCAUCGCUGAGGGCUCUAGGAGCCAUCAUAGAUUUUUCAAACGAUUUGAUUGUCUUUCGUGCCAUAGACCCUUGUCGUGUGAUCAAGGCUCAUCGCUCCCAGAGCGGUCAUCAGUUGCUCCCUCUGAGCGGAGACAUGUACGAGCAGUCGGAGGUGGCCAAGUGCGCCAUUCCGGCUCUUCUUCGGGAGAAGGGCGAGGAGCCACCACAGCGGUGGACCAAGCUAGAGCUACGCCAGCGCUUGAUCGAGAUGGACCCCAAGCUGGCCGAGGCGGCCAACAAGAAGCAGGAAACCGAACUGCAGCAGUGGGUACACAAGAUCAACAAAGCCAGCGCCAGGAAGAGCAACCUGGUGAGCCUGUGCGAGACCGAGAUGGAGAUUCCGGUCAAGGGAACCGAGACCGUGGCGCAACUGGAGACGCUGGCAAUGAAGCAGGCAUAUCGCCUCUCCACACCAGCCGGUGCGGAUGUUGUCGGGUUCGGGAAGUUUGCCGCCCUGGAGUACCGCGACAUCAACAAUCACCAGCCGGGGUACCGCGAGUGGAUCCUCAAGACGGCAAAGGAAAGCCACGAGUGCGAUUUCAGGCUGAGGCGACUGGCCACGUGGUUGGAGGCGAAUCCCCCACUGCCGAAGGACAAGAGUGUGGAGGAGCUCUUUGUGGAGGGCGAGCCGAACAGAGCUCGCGCCAUGCCGAGUUCAAUGAUGUCCUCGGCGUCUUCGGUGAGCUCAACGACUUCGACCGAGAAGGGCCAGAUCAUGCAGGUGCUCCAGCAGUUGGCCGGGGCAGUGCAACACCUUCAAGAGGAGAUGACCGAGAUGAAGGAGGAUCGCCCCCGUCGCAAGGAGAGCCGCAAACCGGGGUCCGAGGCAACGUCCGAUGGCUACCAGAAGGCGGCCCCUGAGAUCUAUGAGGCCCAAGGAGUUCAAUUGAGCUCUGGGAGGGCCAGUCAGUUAGAGAAUGCGUCGUGGGAUAUAGUUCCGAGUUUGUUUCAGGCUUUGGUGAGCUAUGAUAGGCCGUUGUUGUUUGAGUUGGGUUGUGAUUCGGAUAGCCUACUUACCACGGCUGUACAGGAUCAGACUGGUUGUUCAGAGGCCGCCCGACGUUUCUCCACAUGGAACGGGGCUGACCUUGGUUCCUCUGAGGGGAUCAAGUACAUUUUAGGACUCAUCGGGACGGAGCGCCCGAGCGUGGUCUGGAUGGCCACACCUUGUGGACCCUUUUCUCCAUGGCAACAUGCGAACUGUCGCACGACCGAGCAAAGAGAGGAGCUACAGCAGAAGCGCAAGCAAGUUCAGAAGGUGUACGUUGGUGCCAGUGUAGUGUACUCGUACUGCAUGCAGUUAGGCAUACAUUGUGUGUGGGAGAUGUCUGAGAAAUCCGACGCUUGGAGAUUGCCCAUCCUUCAAAGACUGCAACGGAAGUUUCAGCCACAUGUCGCCGUGACCCAUGGUUGUCAAGUUGACUUACGUGGUAGGAAGGAUGGUCGGCUUAGUAAGAAGGGUUGGCGCAUUGUGACCUCUCAUGCUAGGCUUGCCGAGCGUAUGCAAAGAACCUGCAAGUGUGUAAAGGCCUACCAACAUGCGAAAUGCGAAGGUGAGGAUACCAGUGGGAGUGCGAGGUACACGAAACAGUAUGCACAAUUGGCUGCGCAGAGUUUGGUGUUGGAACUUAACCAUGUGACAGUUCAUCAAGAAUGUCAGGGCCAAAGUCAACUGCCCGACUCCUUUGGAGAAGGGCUCACGUGCCAGUGCGAAGGGAUGACGGGGGAUGAAAGGGUUCCUUGUGGGUGGUGUCUUCAGGGUUCUCCUUCGGAUAGGCAGGCUUCAGGGUUUCAGGGCAACCCUAAACCGGAGGCACCCCAGGAAGACCCCCAGGUCUUUGAACCCGAAACCCUAGAAACAUGGUACGCAACCGAAGCGAUCCGCAACGUGGAGGACCGGGCCACCAGGCUUCUUAAGGACAAAGAUUUCAGCAAAGGGGCUUGCGAAGAGUUGUUGAAGCAGCUUGAGUGGAAGGCUCGGGUCAGCCGGGCUGGGAAGUUUGGAGGCGAGAAGGUUCAGUAUCAUGUUUUCGGGGCCUAUGCAAGAGGUGCGAGCUAUGGGGUAAGUCGAAAUACUGAGCAGUUCCCCAAACUCCUUCAGUACCUGAACCACUACAUAGGUACGCGAGUGAGCAAACCUAGGAAGUGGACUUCGUUGGUUGUCAGUUUCGAUAACAGGAUGCCUUUGCAUAGAGACGUGAACAAUCAAGCUACACAACCAAACCUGGUGCUGGGACUGGGUACUUACAGCCGAGGAGGGCUGUGGGUACAAGAGACCGUCCAGGCGAAGGAAAUGGGACUUGUCCCAGACAGCUCAGGGCCACUCACCUCUAAGGUCACGCCGCAUGGAGAGACCAUUUGGGGUCGCAGCUACGAGACCAGGGAUCAUGUCGUAGAGUUUCCUCCGAAAGCGUGGCAUGAGACAGAAGAGUGGAGUGGAGAGAGAAUCGUGUUGUCGGCGUACUCCAGUAGAAGUUUGUCACAUUUGGACCAAGAUGAACUCCAGGUGUUGCGACGAAGUGGUUUUCCUCUUCCUCCCCGACCCCAAGGUAGUGUAGGAGAGGUCUAUGCGGUAGGUGACAGAGGGAGAAGUAGCAAUCCCAAACAGGAAACCGAACGAUUGAAGCGACAACUUUACCUCCUCCAUGCCGCCACUGGACAUUGCUCAACCCAACAUUUGGUGUCGGCACUCAAACGUCGGAACGCCAGCCCAGAAGUGAUAAAACUUGCUGAGGAGUUCAAGUGUUCCAUCUGCGAGGAACGAAAGAAGGUGAUGCCUCGCCAUGUGGCAUCGUUGGAGCCUCUUCCCCCAAAGUACCACACUAUCGUUGCGGAUGUAGGACACUGGUACCACCCCAAAGGUAAGGAACACUGUCAGUUUAUGGUGAUCAUCGAUGAGGGCUCCAGAUUCCGGGUAGCGAAGAUACUCUCGAAAGGACCCAAACAGCAACCGUCAGGUGCAACGUGCGUUCAGUUUCUCCGUGAAGGAUGGGCCCAGAUAUUCGGAAAUCCUAGGACCCUUAGGUUGGACCCCGCAGGCAACUUCAGGAGUCAAGCGGUCAGUGACUACUGUAACAGACAUGACGUGUUUUUGGAUUUGGUUCCAGGGGAGGCUCAUUGGAAAGUGGGGGUUGUGGAACAGGCCGUUCAGGGAUUGAAGAUGGUUAUGGACAAGUUGUACAUGUCAGACGAGGACAUUAGUGCUGAGGAAGCUCUGGCGACGGCAGUGCGUGUGUUCAAUCAGAGGGAUUUGGUUCGGGGUUUUGCGCCGGCGCAACACGUGUUAGGACAAACCCCCGAUGAAACCGGUAGGAUAGAAGUGGCGACUCCUGCCCUCCCUCCGGAACUUCUGAUUGAGAACCCCAACACUGAGUUCAGGCAAUCCGUUGAACGACGUGCACAAGCCGAAAAGGCCCAUGCCGAAUGGAACGCCCAACAGAGGUUGAACCGAGCACAGAACUCCCGAACUCGGCCCGUGUUUGAUUAUCAACCAGGAGAACUUGUUUACUACUGGCGUCAACAAGAUGCCUCUAGGCACAGGGAGGGCCCCAAUUCCAAAAAGGGGCAAUUCAUGGGACCGGCUAGGAUAUUGGCUAUGGAAACCAAGCGAGAACCUGAUGGGACGUUGAAGCCAGGAUCGUCGGUGUGGUGCGUUCGUGGUAGGCAACUGAUUAAGUGUUGCGUGGAACAACUGCGUAGAGCCUCACAACGUGAGGAACUCGUGGAGAGCCUUGCGGAACAGGACCGCACGCCUUGGACCUACUCCAAGGUUGCUGAACAAAUCGGCGGUAACCAAUACGAGGACCUCACGCGACACCAGCCGUCAGUUCCGGAGUGGUGGCGUGCCCAGGACCCUGCUGAGGAGACCCAGCCGGUUCGGACUAGGUUUCGAGGUAAGAGGGCUGCCGUGACCAGCCCAGUUCAGGAUUCAGAUGAGGAGUUGAUUCCUGAUGCCGGUAGGGAACCCGCGAGUAGCUCCCGAAGUCGGCCGAGAACCCAUCCGCCAGGACAAGCAUCCUUUCAGGAGACCCUGACAGGAACGCGAUGGUGGGAAGAAGUACGAGAGGACGCAUGGUUCAGCACAGAACCGGCCUACUGGUGUGAUCAGAGUGCGUGUGUUGAAGUUGAAGUUGAGAUGCCUAGUACCGAUAGAGCGUGGAAGCAAGCUACAAACAAUUUGCAGUGCUACAUGGUUGGGGCUUUCAAACGUAGAGCGGUUGAAGUGCGAGAGAAACAUCUGAACGAAGAAGAGAAAGCCAUGUUCAGAGAAGCAAAAGCAGUGGAGGUUCGCAACUUUAUUGCUGCUCAGGCAUUCGAGGUAUUGCCGGAACAUUUGAAACCCAGCUAUCAGCAGGCGAUAGGCAUGCGAUGGAUAUUGACGUGGAAGCAGAAGGAAGACGGCUCACGGAAGGCAAAGGCUAGAGCCGUAUUGCUUGGCUAUCAAGACCCGUCAUAUGAACAUCGUGCUACCACGGCUCCUGUUAUGACCAAACAGUCACGACAACUUCUCUUGCAACAGGCUGCGCGACGACAAUGGACUGUCUAUAAGGGCGACGUUUCGGGAGCUUUCCUGCAAGGGAGAGAGUACCCAGAUGUUCUACACUGUGUACCAUGCGAUGAAAUCUGUGACCAGAUGAAAGUUCCACGCGGCAGUAUUACGAGGCUCAAGCGAGCCUGUUACGGCUUGGUGGACGCGCCUCUGGAGUGGUAUCGAUCAGUAUCUCAGUUCUUGGAAAGCCUGGGAUUGGAACGAUCCUGGAGUGACGCUUGUACUUGGAUAUGGAGAGAUCAAGGAGAACUCCGAGGCAUUAUUUCGGGUCACGUAGAUGACUUCUUAUUUGCAGGAAGUACCUCGGACCCCAAGUGGCAGGCCAUCCUUAAGAAGAUCCAAGAGCGUUUCAAAUGGGGUGAUUGGGAAAAGGACAACUUUGUCCAAUGCGGGGUCAAGGUUGAGAGGGUUGAGGAAGGGUUCAGGUUGAGUCAGCCGCAGUUUGUGGAGGGUCUUCAAGAGAUUAACCUGAAUGCCACACGUCGGAAGGAGCGGGAUCAACCGACGAGCGACAAAGAAAAGGGACAGAUGAGAGCACUGUUAGGUAGUCUGAGUUGGUUGGCGCAACAAACCGCGCCACACCUGUCAGCCUCAGUGGGAUUGCUGUUGUCUGAGAUUGCGCGAAGCACAGUGGACACGGUGAUACGUUGUAACCUUCUGCUGAGACAAGUGAAACAAAGGAAGCAACACCACAUGCUGAUACAUGCCAUUCCCAUGGAUGAACCUGUGAUGAUGUAUGCUUGGGUUGACGCGGCUUCAGGCAACAGGACUGAUGGUGGAAGUACUCAGGGGAUUUUCAUAGGUUUGGGUCCUCAGGCUAUGCUAUCAGGAGCUGUCGGGAAAGUAACCCCGGUGGCUUGGCACUCGUCCCGAGUGGACCGAGUGUGCAGAUCACCCGGUGCGGCAGAGGCUUUGGCAGCAGUCAAUGGCGAGGACGCACUUUACUACGCCAGAUUUCAGUGGUCAGAAAUGGAGUUUGGGAUUGAGAAUGUUCGGGAUGCUCAAGCUGCUGUGAGAAAGGUUCCGGGGUGUUUGGUUACUGAUUCUAGGAAUGUUUAUGACAAGGUGAAUCAGGAGGUUCUUGUAGUGAAGGGCGCGGAGAAGCGAACAGAUCUGGAAUUGCUCGGGCUCAAAGAGGCGCAAGCUGCUACAAGUUUAGUCAUUAGAUGGGUCCAUUCAGAGGCUCAGUUGGCUAAUAGCUUAACGAAGCAUGGCAACUGCCCCGAGAUCGAGCUGUACUACCAGAUGCAACAUCAAUGGCGUAUCGUAGAAGACGAACAGAUGAGAUCCGCUCGACGCAGGAAGCAAGAGGGCAUAGCUCCACUUGCUGGGUGUAACGAAGAGAAGAAUUCCUGA
This is a messenger RNA of Symbiodinium sp. CCMP2592, 7671 nucleotides long. Lineage: Eukaryota; Dinophyceae; Suessiales; Symbiodiniaceae. The record is from the annotation of a GenBank genome assembly.